AUGAUUUACAGAAGUGGAAUAUCGGAUCAAAGACUCGCCGAAUUGGAAACACUUCUGGAACUGAAGAGAUUGCGCGAGAAUUUGCGGACCCGAACACCAGUGGCGUACGGACUGAUUGACCCUACUAAAAUUGGGAGACGACGAAAGCGCGACCAUUACUUCAAAACCAAUUAUUUGGAUAAACUUCUGAGAGACAAACAGACGACGAGGGCUGAGGUGCCGUCGUAUGAAUGA
Molecule: messenger RNA, 234 nt
Organism: Medioppia subpectinata
Lineage: Eukaryota; Metazoa; Arthropoda; Arachnida; Sarcoptiformes; Oppiidae
Source: the annotation of a GenBank genome assembly